AUGGUUGGAUGGCAUCAACGUCUCUGUCAUAUUAGUUUCCGUGACGUGCUCAAACUAGCAAAUACCGGUACCAUUCGCAUUACAGGCUCAAAGACUAUGCCGUUCUGUGAUACCGGAAAGCGAUGCAAACGCAGCAUUCCUUCCACUGCCGCUCAACGCGCUGUUAAGCCAUUAGCGCGAAUUCACAUAGACAUUGCCGGUGACGGCAGUUCACUUGGAUGUAGUGAUGAAGAUCCACCUGCCGAAAAAACAACUUCAACGCAGAACAAAUUUUUAAAUUUCUCGCCCAAACCACGUUCCUUUGAACUGAAAAUUCGCCCAGUUUCUCAUGACGACGACAGCUACCAAUUAAGCCUAUUUUUAUAGGAUUUCGAUCGCUAGUUGUCGUCGAAACCCAGGUGGCCGCCGCUGACGGUCUCCUGCAACAGGCCACAGAAAACUCUGCACAACCACAUCUUGGACCUUUACCACAAUACAAGC
This is a messenger RNA of Aspergillus novofumigatus IBT 16806, 480 nucleotides long. RefSeq names its product GAG-pre-integrase domain-containing protein. The record is from RefSeq and is a predicted model, not a curated record. The transcript has a single exon. NCBI's taxonomy places the organism in Eukaryota, Fungi, Ascomycota, Eurotiomycetes, Eurotiales, Aspergillaceae. The coding region runs from base 1 to 366 and encodes 121 amino acids.